AUGAAAAUCACAAUGUUCUCCUCUCUCCUCACCAUCCUCGCCGUCUCCUCCACCACCCUCGCAAUGCCUGUUGCAUCCGCAUCACCCCAAGCAGCAGCAUCCCAAACAAUCUCCGUCUCCUACGACGAGCGAUACGACAAGGGAGCCUCCUCCCUGACCACUGUCUCCUGCUCCGACGGCACCAACGGCCUCAUCACCCAAGGCUACUCAACCUUCGAAUCCCUCCCCAACUUCCCCCUCAUCGGAGGCGCGCCCACCGUUGAGGCCUGGAACAGCCCCAACUGCGGAAAAUGCUACCAACUGCACUACCAGAACGGCAAGGUCGAUAAGACGAUUAAUGUGCUUGCGGUGGACUCUGCGGUCGGCGCAUUUAAUCUGGGACUGCAGGCUAUGGACCAGUUGACGGGUGGGAAUGCGCAGCAGUUGGGAAGGGUUGACGCGACGUACACGGAAGUUGAGGCGUCGCAGUGUGGUAUUACUUCUUGA
Aspergillus chevalieri is the source of this 486-nucleotide messenger RNA. RefSeq names its product allergenic cerato-platanin Asp F13 (gene aspf13). Bases 1 to 486 code for a protein of 161 amino acids. NCBI's taxonomy places the organism in Eukaryota, Fungi, Ascomycota, Eurotiomycetes, Eurotiales, Aspergillaceae. The record is from RefSeq and is a predicted model, not a curated record. The transcript has a single exon.